GGAACUACGCUUCUCCUCGUCCCUCGUCCCAUUGGGUUGUGCCCUAAAAGAGCGAGGCGCUGGGCAUGGUGGCGUUGUCUUGACAGCAGCCAGCGCGAAAUGUCGAUCGAGGAGAAUCCGCGGCAGUGCUUUCCGGGAACAUCCGCGAAUCAGUCCGGCCGAAACGAGGCCUGAAGCCUCGACAAUAUUUCGCGAUCGUUCGCCGCGCAUCUUCGGGCCGGAUAACUUUCGCGAAACAUGAAAAAUACCGGGCGGUGCGUCGAGGCGCCCUGCACUCGCCACUUUGACGCUAUUGUCGAGACGAUUAGCUUUAGCUGCAGCUUCGAUGUGGCCGCCGAUGGUUAUUUUUGGCCCCUGAAGGGCGCCGCCUCAGAGCACGCUGGGAACCCCGAUGCACUUUUGCUUAUUCCUCGCAUUCCUAUCGCUCUUCUAUAUUUUAUCGAUGAUCAAUUUGUCAGGGGCGAAUAAUUCGUGAAUUAUGAGAAUCAACCCGAGUAAGAUGAGCACUCCGAUCGAGGAGAAGAUAUACCAGAACCUUAAGGUUCGGACUGGUAUGGUGACUGUGAGCGAUGGAAAAAGCAAGCCGAUUCCUAUGCGUUUACAUCUCUCGAUGGAGGUUCUCAAGCUGCAGCGAGAGGACACUGAGCAGGCUAUGAAUCACAACAAGCCGCCAUUAGACGCGAAGGAAAGAAUGGUUCAGAUAACCAGACAGAAGAUAGGAGGACUGGGACUCAGCAUCAAAGGAGGUGCUGAGCACAAACUUCCGGUUCUCAUAUCCAGGAUUUAUAAGGGUCAAGCCGCUGAUCAGUGCGGUCAACUUUUCGUCGGCGAUGCCAUCAUCAAAGUGAAUGGGGAGUACAUUACGGCUUGCCAUCACGACGACGCUGUAAACAUAUUGAGGAACGCUGGGGACUUGGUGGUUCUUACGGUGAAGCAUUAUCGGGCGGCAAAGCCGUUUCUACAGAAGAAUGCAGAAAAGGAGGAAAAACUGGAUAAUGCCAGCAACGAGGUUGCAGAAGACGGUUGGAUUUCACCUAGCAGAAGAUCAGGCAGUCCCAGAUGUGGCCAUAGCAGACACAGCUCGAACGCCUCCUCUACUUCAAUUCAGGACAAAAAAUGGCUGGAUAUCAUAACCGUCCCUCUGAUGAUGGCGUACGUGACGAGAUACAUAUUUGGUACGGACAAACUGAGAAGAAACGCGUUCGAAGUGCGUGGUUUGAACGGUUCAAGAACCGGAGUAAUUCACUGUGACGACAGCGCGAUUUUGAGCCAGUGGCUGAAAUUCAUCACCGACAACGUGACGGGUGUGACGCAUCUGCAGAUGAAACUGUACAACCGCAACUUCAGCGUCGGCGAACGGAUCGAGUACAUGGGAUGGGUGAACGAGGCUGUGAGUAAUAGUAACCAACCCUGGCAGAGCUAUAGGCCAAGAUUUCUGGCGUUGAAAGGCCCAGAUUUAUUGCUGUUCGAAACGCCGCCGUGCAAUAUAGGCGACUGGUCUCGCUGCGCGUUGACGUUCAAAGUUUAUCAGACGAUGUUCAGGGUGAUGAAAGAGUCCGAAAAUGUCGACGAGAGGCAGCAUUGUUUCCUCGCCCAGAGUCCUGGAAAAUCGCCGCGUUAUUUGAGCGUUGAAACGAGGCAGGAACUAUUGAGGGUCGAAGCGGCUUGGCACACGGCAGUUUGCUCAGCAGUGACGCAUCUCAAAAGUCAGACUUUCCCGGUGACAUUUAGCGGCCGGAGUUCAACCCUAACUUUGGAAUGGACUCAGGGUUUCACGCUUGCCUACGAAAACGGGAGUGAAAUAAUAUGGAAGUACAAAUUCUCCCAGCUUCGAGGCUCCAGUGACGACGGCAAAAGUCGUCUGAAGCUCCACUUUCAGGAGCCUGAAACUAUCGCGAUCGAGACUAAGGAACUGGAAUGCACUCAGCUACAGAAUCUCCUCUUCUGCAUGCACGCGUUUUUGACAGCAAAAGUGGCAGCCGUAGAUCCGACAUUCCUAACAUCCACAACUCCGUAACGCGUCAGCAAACCGUUAAAAACGACUCCAGUAGCAGGAAGAUCGAAAAAAGAACGCUAAAAACAGAGUCUUGACAGAGAGAGAGAGCUAAGUUGAAAAAAAAAAAAAAAGAAAAAAAGAAAAAUUCACAUGAAAAAUGAUUAACAUGUGACAAAGAGCAUGAACUGACAAAACGUCAACAAUUACCAAAUAUUAGAUCGUAAAUAUGAUAACCACCGUAACGUGUAAUAAAUUGCUGGAUUUAAAAGAAAAAGAGAGACAGUGGAAGGAGAAAAAACAAACAAGCAAACAAACAAAAAAAUAAUAGAAUUAUUAUCUGUUAAAUUGUCGUAUAUUUUAUCAGGCUGAUUAUUCGCGCUAUUACUUGUAUAUUGUUACACCUACUCGACAAUUUUUGCUUUCGUGCCAAAAACUUUACUCGCUCAAUCUUGUAUCGUAUAUUCGAAAAUGCCAUAUUAUGCAUCGAGGUUUUCGCUUCGAAAUUUGAAAGCCGAAAAGAAAAAGUUGAAAAUUCCGAGAAAAGAAUAAGCAACUAUCGAAUAUAAUUUUGGCCCGAGAGCGAAGAUUCUGACUGUCAAUACCGGACUUGAGGAAAUAAAUAAUGCAAAUCUGCUGACUAUUAGUAUUAGGAAAUAGAUAUUGAAUUUAAUUGAGAGUCGUUAAAGUUAUACUGUAUGAAUUAUUACCAUUAUUAUAGUAUAUAUGUAAAUGCAUAAAUAUACGCGACGUCGUCGAAAUAUCUUGUUGAAGAAGA
Molecule: messenger RNA, 2771 nt
Organism: Neodiprion virginianus
Lineage: Eukaryota; Metazoa; Arthropoda; Insecta; Hymenoptera; Diprionidae
Gene: Syn2
Product: gamma-1-syntrophin
Exons: 10
Coding region: 479-2017 (512 amino acids)
Cellular component (GO): dystrophin-associated glycoprotein complex; intracellular anatomical structure
Molecular function (GO): structural molecule activity; protein binding
Source: RefSeq, a predicted model, not a curated record